UCUAUACGUAUACGGAGUGUGUUCACUCGCUCGAGAGCAAGGGAGGCUGUGUGGGCGUGUGAUAUUGGUUAUUGCACCCGUGCCGGCCGGUUAAUAUCAUCCAAACAUCAAAAUCUUUAAUGGAGAUUGUGAUUUAUCUUUAACUUUACAUUUUAGUGUCGUAGCAACGUUCGAACGGGUAACUAUAAAACGAAAAAACAGUAAAAAACGAGUGUGUUCUCAAUUAAAAUUAGACAAAAAAAAUAUAAGUAAUUUUUCUUAGUGAAUUUUACUGUGAUUUACUAAUUUUUAAUUUGUGAAAAUGUCAAUGGAAGGAUUAGAAUACGAGACCAUUGUCCAGAAUGGGCCGAAAAAAGUAACCAUGACAACAGGUCUGGACCGCGACACCAUACGCUCAGCGUACGAGGACGUCCGCUCCGACGCUUCGCCUACAGAAUGGGCGGUGUUCAAGUUCGACGGCGCACGCAUCGUGUGCUCAGCGAGGGGCUCCGACUUCACGGAGUUCCGCACUCAGUUCUCAGACGACGACCGGGCGUUCGGAUACCUCAGGUUGCAGAUGGGCGACGAGAUGUCGAAGCGCAAGAAGUUCAUGUUCGUGACGUGGGUCGGGCCCAACGUGUCAGUUAUCAACCGCGCCAAGAUGUCCACCGACAAAGCCAUCAUCAAGGAUAUCAUCUCCAACUUUGCUGUGGAACUUCAGUUGGAAAGUCAGUCGGAAAUAGAUAUCGACCAAUUCAAAGACGCUCUGAACAGAGCAGGGGGCGCGAACUACGGGACAGGAGUCAGGGAUUUAUGAAUUGCACAAUAAAACCACCGUCUUCUACCACAACGUAUUAACUUUAGAACUAUACUUACUGAUCUAUACUAGUCUCCAUCUUGUAAGUUCAACGACAAAAGAACGGAAUACGUAUAGCUAAAUGAUGUGGUAAUUUUCGUAAUAUCAAAAUCUGGGGGCUUCGGACUCGACAUAAAAAUGCGCAUAUUAACCCCCCGGCCAAAAACAGGCCCAAAAAUAUAUUUUUUGUCCCUAAAUUUUUUUAGUCAUUUUGUAAAAAAAUUGUCUUUUUGUUUAAGUCACUACCAAGAUUUUUUUAUUUUUGGACUAAAUUAACAUUGAAAUUAUUAUUUAUGGAUAUGAUUUACUUCGUACUGUAACUUAUUGAGCCUGAAUAGAAAAAUAAAAAAUGAGGUAUCAGUCAGUAUUUAAUGAGUACGUAAAGUUCAUAUAAAGCAAAUGUUUUUAUUUUUAUAUUCAGGGUGGAGAAAGCAUAAUUGUGCAAUUAUUCUUAUAAUAAAUUUGAAUAUGUAAUAAAUAGGUUUUUGCCAAAAAUAUAGAAUAACUUGCCAUUUAGAGGGUGCGUCAAUGCAUUUAUUUUUUGUCUACAUGUAUUUUAAUGUACUAUACUGAGCAUGACGAAAUUUUACAUUGUAUUGUAUACAAAAUUCGGAUUUUAUGGGCUUUUAUACAUUGACUAGUGUUAUUCGACAUUAUUAUUGGAUUAAACCAACUGGUAAAUACAAUAAUAACCAAAACA
Pectinophora gossypiella (pink bollworm) is the source of this 1535-nucleotide messenger RNA. Its product is annotated as coactosin-like protein. The record is from RefSeq and is a predicted model, not a curated record. NCBI's taxonomy places the organism in Eukaryota, Metazoa, Arthropoda, Insecta, Lepidoptera, Gelechiidae. Gene Ontology annotation, cellular component: plasma membrane; actin filament; site of polarized growth. The transcript is spliced from 5 exons. Bases 302 to 796 code for a protein of 164 amino acids. Gene Ontology annotation, molecular function: actin filament binding. Gene Ontology annotation, biological process: regulation of actin filament polymerization.